AUGGGUCUCGGCGUGGAGGUAGCUAAGAGGGUCUUCUCCAAGAAUCGGUUUCGCUCCUCGGCGGUGGAUGUGCCCCAGAGCAACAAUGUAUGCACUGGCCUCCGAUUAUCACUUUGCAGAUUUUUGUUUGCUUCUUCCUGUUCGUUCCAUGACUGCUUUCUUUUCUGAUCCUGGCAUGUCUCGUUCUUCCUGCAAUUGCCAGUUUCUAUCUUGGACUAAUUAGUCUUAGUCUCUUCUUUUUUUCUUUUUUUCUUUUUUCUUUUUUUUACUUUUUCAGGGAAGGGGUCUUGGCGUUGACAAGACCCACUCAUCUCGAGAUUCAAGCUCUGUGGGGAUAAUUUUGACUCAGUUCCUGCUGAGGAUAAUGAUGUGAAGUCCCCCAGGAGGUCAACGGGAAAUUUAACACUGACCAGUGUUGCAGCUUCAAGGAAUCAACAAGGGACUGAGGCUGUGGAGAAUGACGAACGGAUCGAGGAAGAGAAAGAGGCGGCGAUCAUCAUCCAAUCUGCAUUUAGAGGUUUUCAGGUUCUACCUUAUUUGGGCAUCCUGAUUAUUGCGUAAUUUAGGCAUCCCUCCAUCUUGACGACCUCAUCUCUGUCUGUCUUUCUGACCCACAUAAGCAUCCUCCUUCAGGCGAGACAACAUCAAGAGCUUCAACGGCUAGGUGGCACUGGUGAUUUUCAUGGAAUCGAAGGUCCGAGUAAAGCCUUUGUGUGCACCUCAUCUGUUGUCCAAGUAGGAGAUUGUACUGACGAUCAAAGGGCUCUGGAGGCAACCCUCGUUGCGCAGCCGAGGGUGCAGCAUAGAGCCCAAGCACAGGCAUCCAGGCUGAAGGUAAUGAGCUUCUCUCAGCAUUCAUGUGCAGCCCCCCUGCCACAUUUCCUUACCAUGUUUAACUUAAAUACUCCCAUUUCAAUGAAAUUAUGGUGUAUCAACAAAUACCCAGUCAAAUUCAUCUCCAGUUACGUCAUGUAAUGUUGCUAAAACCUUAUAGAAUAUUGACUGACCCAAAGUUUCUAGUUGUUUGAUGUGAGAACUCUGUAUAUCCUGUGCAUCCACCUUCAUCUCACGUCAACGCUUUCUGUCUAGGAAGAAUCGGACGGCAGCACAGUGAGCAGUCAAAUCUCAAACAUGAGAAUCAAGAACAGGCUGGAAGCCAUGGCCAGGAGGGAGAGAGCCUUAGCCUACGCAUUUUCUCAAUAGGUAAUAUUUCUCGGAGAUCUAGUGUAUGAUGCAUAGAUGGACGCUGUAUUAUUUAUUUCCAUUUUCGAAAUUAUUAAAUUCCAUAUAUCGAGCUCUCCACAGCUUAGGGCUUGCCCAGGGAAGAAGAAGCCGACUCUGAGGGCCUCGGAUGAGCCAAACAAGGGAUGGAGCUGGCUCGAACGGUGGAUGGCAACACGCACCUCGGACGCUCAACCUGGGUCCCAUCGCGUGGGUAUUUAUCCUUCAGAAAUGGUGGAGAAGUUCAGAGUAUCUCCAGAAAAAGAGGAGAGCUGCGGCUCCAAUGAUGUUUCAGUCCCCUUUGGACGAACAUAUUGAAGGUGACGAGCCCAUGCAAUGGAAUGGAAUGGUUUCCUCUUCUUUCUCAUCCCUGAUGAUUUCUUCUUUCCCAAAAAGGAAAUUCCAAUGUGUCUGAAGAUUAAGGACCCAACUCUGAAACUGUUUCUCUUGGGCCCUUCCAAGGUCAUUAAGAAAGAUCCCUUGAGGGCGAUGGAGAAGGAGGAGAGACGACCACACUGCCCAAAUGCAUGA
This is a messenger RNA of Spirodela intermedia, 1752 nucleotides long. The record is from the annotation of a GenBank genome assembly. NCBI's taxonomy places the organism in Eukaryota, Viridiplantae, Streptophyta, Magnoliopsida, Alismatales, Araceae.